This is a messenger RNA of Dentiscutata heterogama, 742 nucleotides long. The record is from the annotation of a GenBank genome assembly. Lineage: Eukaryota; Fungi; Glomeromycota; Glomeromycetes; Diversisporales; Gigasporaceae.
UUUAGAGAUGUUCCUAAUAGACCCCUUUAUUUUCGUGGAUAAGGAAGGAAAUAAACAAAAUUUAACAGAAAUUGAAUUCGUGCUCAAAGUUGCAGGUCCAAUAAUAGAUAUAAUAUUUUCCGAUGUUCAACAUCUUGUUCAUCUUAAAUGGGGAGAAACGGUUUCGAAAGCAACAGCGGUUGGAAGAAAAAUCGACUUACAAGUUAUAUGCCGAGGAAAAAAUCAGGGAAAAAUUGUGGAGCUUAGCCACUCUGAGUGCGCUCGUAGAACAACUCCUACUAAAAUUAUUAGUGAUCGCAGUAAAUGCCUUAGAACAAAUAAAUCAGUUCUUGAUAAAUAUCUUUCACAUGAUCUGUCCGAUGAAAUAAUCAAAAAUUCUGCAGUCAUUGGGUUGCAGUUAGCAGCUCUAUAUGGUCAAAUAAUUGGUGUUGACUUAUUAGAUAAUGGAUUGUAUUUCGGUUUUGAAGGGCCACUAUUAAGGUUUCCUACUCAAAUCAAUGAUAUUACUGUUCUGAAACAAACUUUGGAAGCAUUAUAUUUCUUUAAGGAAAGUAUUGUUCACAAAGCAGAAGCAUUAUUGUGUCUUAAUAAGGACUCAGAUCCUUUUAGUAAUAUUUUUCACACUGAAAUAAUUUCAAAACCCCAUCACUGUAAAGCGGAUUUUAUGAGUUCAACUUAUUUUACGCCACAAAAAGAUAAAAGAAAUGAAAUAAGAUUGUUGUCAUCCAAUCAUCACAUUUAA